Messenger RNA from Cyprinodon variegatus (sheepshead minnow), 2217 nucleotides. RefSeq names its product required for meiotic nuclear division 1 homolog (gene rmnd1). Gene Ontology annotation, biological process: positive regulation of mitochondrial translation. NCBI's taxonomy places the organism in Eukaryota, Metazoa, Chordata, Actinopteri, Cyprinodontiformes, Cyprinodontidae. The coding region runs from base 183 to 1427 and encodes 414 amino acids. The transcript is spliced from 12 exons. The record is from RefSeq and is a predicted model, not a curated record.
AUCCCGGGCGAAGAGAAACACGCCUCCUGGGUCAAUCAGACAAGCUGUCAAACAGUUGAAUAAAGCUCAGUUUUUCUUAUAUCGUUGCUAUUUUCCGCUGUUUAAAGGACUAAUUCAACACUGGCUCAUUUCAGGAGGCUUCGUUUUCCAUCCUUGACCCUCUUUGCAUCGGUCAGAGGAAGAUGCUUCUUCGGACAUUGCUGACUAGACUGGGAGCCCAGCAGCUCGCUGGGGGCAAACCAGCAUGUAUUGUUGCUUCAGCCCCUCUCACCCAACGUUUAAAGCCCACUGGUAAUACCUCCACCCCCAGGAUUCAGCCCUGGUCAUCUACAGUCACAAAGAAGUUUUGUUUAAAUACACUUCACCAGCAGCAGAUGCAUAAAUCUGUGGGGCGAUUUAAAAAUGAUCGUCUUCCUCUUUUCACAUAUGAUCAGGGACGUUUUUAUUCAACUAACAUUGUAAAGUCAGUCCUUAAGCCGACAUUAAAACCAGCUGUGGUGCCUGCUAAAGGAAAAAGGCUUCCUAAAGGACCGCGAACCAAGCAGCCUUCUCGGGCAAACCAGCCUUCUAUGAAAGAGGAUGAGGAUAUGAUGCAAUGCAUUGCCUUUGCAACAGCUGACCAGUAUCAUUUACCAACACUUAGCCAUGACUUGGUGAACCACGGCUUUCAAGAAAUAGAUUUACCAAGAGAUGCGUCAAAUGUCUUGGUGAUAAGCACCGAAAAUGUUGCUAAACCAGACGACGAUGCUCUUAUCUUCUUCUUCAGAGAAGGAUCAGUGGUUUUCUGGAAUGUUGAGGAGAAAGAGAUGAAAAAGGUUUUACGAUUAUUGGAGCAUCAUGAGAUCCAGCCCUAUGAAGUUGCUUUAGUCCACUGGGAAAACGAGGAGAUUAACUACACCGUGGGAGAAGGAAACACGAAACUUGAAAGAGGCAAUUUCAUUCUUAGUUACGAAAUGGAUCAACAUGAGGCGGUUCUGGAGAAAUUUGCUUUUUCAAAUGCCCUCUGUCUGUCUGUAAAGUUGGCGAUAUGGGAGGUGGCUUUGGACAACUUUGUAGAGUCAAUUCAGUCAAUUCCAGAGACCCUGAAGUCUGGCAGAAGAGUCAAGCUUUCUUCUGCUGAAGUUAUGCAGAAGAUCGGAGAACUUUUCACAUUAAGGCACUGCAUCAACCUGAGGUCCGACCUGCUGCUCACUCCUGAUUUCUACUGGGACCGAGAGAACUUAGAAAAGCUCUAUGACAAGACAUGCCAGUUCCUGAGCAUCAACCGCAGAGUUAACGUUGUGAACGAGAAGCUGGAACAUUGUACACAGCUGACUGACCUGAUGAGGAGCCACCUGAGUGAAAAGCACAGCUUGAGAUUAGAGUGGAUGAUAGUCAUCCUCAUUACCAUAGAGGUGAUGUUUGAACUUGCAAAGAUGAUCUUCUAAUCUGCUGAUCCAAGAAAGCACAAAUCAGUAAAUGGCAUUAGACACUGCAUAAGAGAAUGCUGAACUUUAUUGAGGUGCUCGUUCACUGCAAUGUCACAGUGAGUCGCUGAAGCAGCUGCAAAAUGUGAAGGGGACCGGAUUAGUUUGAGUUUUUUUACUCCUUCAUUGAAAGAGGGAACAGUUUUCAGGCGCACAAUAUAUAGAGAUUUAUCUUUCUGUCCAAUUUCAUGGCUGCUUAGUGUUUUAACAUGAUUGCACUGGUUAAAUAUGGGAUUGUUUAAUGUUUAUUUUGCUGAGUUUGUGUAUUUAGAUUUUUCAGCAUUUUUAUUUUAUCUUCAGAGCAUCAUGAGGUCAUACCUAGCGUUAUUCAUGUGACUUAAUUCAUGCCAAAAUAAAAUUGCCUACACAAAUGUAUCAGUGCUUAUUUAGUCCUAAUCACAAAGUGUGAUUGCUGAGGUUUUUCUUCAGUUGUUUUCCUUUAGAUUUAUAUAAUAAAAAAACCCUUCAUUAUUUUUUAAACUGACAGCUGAAUAAUAAACAAUGACAAAGCACAAACAAUUUAAAAACAAUACAGGAGAUCUGGUAUAUAUUCAGGUCUUAUUUUAUUUAAUUAAAACAAUGUUUUAAUAAUAAAUCUUGGUAAUAUAUGAAUAAAGGCAUCUCAUGGUUCUGUUUUACAUCUUGCCACUCUUGACAUGAGAGGAAUUACUUUAAAAUCAGGAGAAAUUGAAUAAAAAGAAAACUAAUCAACUGCAUGUUUUCUUCAGUUUUAAUACAGACCUGAUUAUAU